UAGGCCAUAAUUGGUUUGUUAGAAUAUCAGGUUGAUUUGUGGGGGGAGCUGCAGAGAACGAUCAGCUUCCAAAACUCUCCCAAUCAGAAUAAUCCUUCACUGUACUGUAGUGUGCAAGUUUUAUUUCAACUAAUUAUUCAAUGAUUAAAUGACCAACAUAAUUCGUGUUUAGCUUGAGAGUAUUGUCACUGCAAAAACGGUGAUCAAGCAGCUUGAAAUAAGUUGGAUUUGUUUGUGUUAAGAAAAAUCAAUAAGUUCAUGAAGAAAAACACAACCAGAAGUUAGCACUAUAUUUUGUUAAAACUGCCCUUUUAGCUUUUUUUACUCAUCUGCAAGAAUGCUUCUAAGCUGCAAUUUAGUGUCAACCUACAGUUUCAAAAAUAUUCUGUUGCAGUGAGAGUAAAACUUGAGCCUGGACCUGGAUUGGUUCUCAAGUGUUGCUGCCUCUUCUUCAUGGUUUUUUAUUAUUAAACAUGAAAGCAGCCCAGAUAGUGGGGCGCACGUCAGCAGUGGAAGCCAUUUGAAUGAUUUGUGAUUUUUCAGUAAACAGGUUGAGUAAAUGCAUUUUGUGUUUCAUUUUGAAUGUAAACUCUGAAGAUAGCUGAUGAGAAUUUCAUUAUGCCCAAUGUUUUGCAAAUGUUUACCCAGUGCAUUAAUCUCAUGUAAACUGGGCACUGGCAGAUACUGCUCUGAAAUGGUCUGUCUUUAGAAAUCUGCCUUCUCCUUAGGUUUUAAGUGUUGGAUCAAUAAGAAACAAUGGAGCUGAGAUUUCUGUGGAUUACGUUCUGUUCAACCUUAGGACACUUCUAAAUGAAUGCCUUUUAAUGCAGUCUGUUGCCCAGUUGAUCCAUUCAUUAUUUUAAAUCUGCCUAAUUUUGCAGCUGAGAAGCAGUUCUCAAGAAAAAAGGCAUGUGUGUUACAGCCCAUGGCAAGAAAUGUUCUUUAAGGCUCCAAAGAGUUUGAGCAGUCUCAAAGGCUUCUUGGUUCCUGAAGGAAGCAAUGCCCCACACCACGGUCCUUCGUCUCAUCCUGUUGUCACUGUCUGGCAUCCUGCUCCCUUUUGUGAAAGCUGCAGAAUACCCCCAAGGACCCAUCCCUACACUGUGGAAUGAUCCACCAGAGCUGCCCUCCGGAGGGGGGCCUUUAGAAACCACAACCACCACUCGGUUUUCAGACUCUCCAGGAUUCCCACCUUAUACUUCUGAUUAUGAACCUGAGGACACCACUCAUCUCCACCAGCAGGAUGAUGGCAAUGGGUCUCUUGGUCCAGGAGCUAUUGGUGCCAUUGUGAUUGCUGCUCUGCUGGGCACAUCUGUGAUUGUGGCCUUGAUUGUCAUCACCCUUCGAAAGUUCUCUGCUUCUUAAAACUAAUAAAAGUUUUUUUCAUAGUAUAUGCUUAUCUACACUCUCUUCUUUCUCUGCGCCCAUGUGUGUUUUCUGUGUCUGAAAUGAAAGAAAUAAUAUAUUUUGCAGACAUCUCAUGGGGUAGCCUUUCUCUUGAUCUGGGAUCAAGGGCAGGUUGCAUAUAACUCUUUCUGUUGCAGAUGCUUUGAAAUUGUAUUUUUAAAACUGCAUUUGUCAUUGUGGUAGGGAACAUCAUACUGUGUAUUUAUUUUUUGAAUGCCCAAUUUUAUGUUCUGUUUUAUUAAAUGAUCCUUUUGUCUAAAA
This is a messenger RNA of Sphaerodactylus townsendi, 1668 nucleotides long. RefSeq names its product secondary ossification center associated regulator of chondrocyte maturation (gene SNORC). Gene Ontology annotation, cellular component: cell periphery. The transcript has 4 exons. Gene Ontology annotation, biological process: cartilage development. NCBI's taxonomy places the organism in Eukaryota, Metazoa, Chordata, Lepidosauria, Squamata, Sphaerodactylidae. Bases 1000 to 1365 code for a protein of 121 amino acids. The record is from RefSeq and is a predicted model, not a curated record.